GUGUGUGUGUGUGUGCAGACCGGGAUCUUACUGAGAUUUUAGGGUGGUGGCUGUUUGUUUAACUGGAGCAGCAACAACAGAAGCAAAUGCGCUGGAAUGCGGUCGGCUAGCUAACUUUACUCCGUCGAGUUUGAGCGAAAAUUCACAUUAUCGUUCAACUUUUAUCGACUCAUCUCUUGUUUUGUGCGUGUUGAAUUUUGAGGACGGGUUAUCCCGGUCAGAGCAGCUUUUAUUAAUUCAUUCACAGAUAAAGCUAGCGUGCUAAGUGAACACAGAUGCAGGCCAUAAAGUGUGUGGUCGUCGGGGACGGGGCUGUGGGAAAAACAUGCCUUCUGAUCAGCUACACCACCAAUGCUUUUCCUGGGGAGUACAUUCCCACUGUGUUUGAUAAUUACUCUGCCAAUGUGAUGGUCGAUGGAAAGCCGGUGAACUUGGGACUGUGGGAUACAGCAGGGCAGGAGGAUUACGACAGACUUCGACCGCUUUCCUACCCUCAGACGGAUGUGUUCUUGAUCUGUUUCUCUCUUGUGAGUCCAGCCUCGUUUGAGAACGUCCGUGCGAAGUGGUAUCCAGAGGUCAGACAUCAUUGCCCCAACACUCCCAUAAUUCUCGUUGGGACUAAGCUUGAUCUGAGAGACGACAAGGACACCAUUGAAAAGUUGAAAGAGAAGAAGCUCACUCCCAUCACCUACCCUCAAGGCCUCGCUAUGGCCAAAGAAAUAGGAGCUGUGAAGUACCUGGAGUGCUCAGCCUUAACGCAGCGCGGCCUUAAGACGGUGUUCGACGAAGCCAUCCGUGCGGUCCUGUGCCCGCCUCCUGUGAAGAAAAGAAAGAGGAGGUGUCAUAUCUUCUGAACUGACUGCACAGACAGCACCAACUGCAAUCUGAGCUCACCUGAGAGGAGAACAAUGGAGGCAGGGAUGAUGGGAAAUGUGUGUUGGGGAAGAAGAAACAUACAGAUAUUUCUCUCUCUUGCAUUGUAAUUAGAAUUACGCCACUAACUAGCUGUUAAGACGCCUGAGUAUUUGCUUCUGAAGGAUGGGAGCAGCAUUCAUAGUUGUUUCCCAUCAUACUUUAAGAAAUUCCUGCUGCCUUCUAAUGAUUUUCUUUAUUUUCCCCCUCAUUUUGAUGUUAAGAAACUAAAUACUCCUUUCAGUUUCUCUGUUUCUCCAUCUUUGUGAGCCCAUAUAUAUUGUUUACAAUCUGCAUUUUUGUAGAAAAUGAAUUAUUGCCAAAAGUUAAACCAAGUCGUGGAUUUCAAUUUGCUCACACUAACAAUCUCUUUUUUUCUUUUCUUUUUUUUUUUCUUAAAGGGAGGGGGGUUUUAAUUGUGUACUUGUAAGAGUCAGAGAUUGCAGUAAUAUUGAAGGAACUAUUUUACUAGAGGACAGCUGAAGAAAACACUUUAUUGGUUCGAUGUGUUAUGGUUCCCAUGUUGGAGAGUUUAUUUUGUUUAACUGUAUAAGAAACAAACCUAGUUAAAAUGCAUAUAAUAGCUCUGUUUUGUCAGCAUAUAGCAUAUUUUCACUACUGUAUCUGAAUAUUCCGAAGGGCAGAUCUCUUGUUUAAUCUCUCUCUGUAUUUUAGUCAGUCUGUUAGAGGAGUCUGGCAGUGUUUUAUCCAUUUUACAGUCCAAGUAUUGUAUUUAGACUACAGAUCUACCAGUGCCUAGUAUCAGACCAGGAUUUUGUUGGUAAGCUGAGCAUGUCAGAAAUGUCUAUACUGUAGACACUGUCAUGGGGUCUAUAUCCUCUAAAGAUUGGAUAUCCUCCCAUGAACACCGCUACUGAUAAAUGUAGUGGAUACUUGAGAACAGUAAUUCAACUGAUUUGUUGUUAGACUACGGACAUCAAGUAUUAAACUUACAAUUGGUCUUGGUUAAAAAUAAAACGGUUGUAAUUUGGCACAUGGAAUGUUUCAUUUGAAAAAUUCUGUAACCAUGGCAGUUUGAAAUGCUUAUUCAUGCUUUUACUGUCUCCACUAAAACUACAAUGUAUUAACCUUUAUGUCUGAAAUAGAAACCCAAUCUAAAAACC
Rhinichthys klamathensis goyatoka is the source of this 2036-nucleotide messenger RNA. RefSeq names its product Rac family small GTPase 1a (gene rac1a). Lineage: Eukaryota; Metazoa; Chordata; Actinopteri; Cypriniformes; Leuciscidae. Gene Ontology annotation, molecular function: GTP binding; GTPase activity; protein kinase binding. Gene Ontology annotation, biological process: regulation of cell shape; motor neuron axon guidance; small GTPase-mediated signal transduction. The transcript has 6 exons. Bases 276 to 854 code for a protein of 192 amino acids. The record is from RefSeq and is a predicted model, not a curated record. Gene Ontology annotation, cellular component: dendritic spine; plasma membrane; cytoplasmic vesicle.